GAGCGAGACGAGGGAGCGGCGCCCUCCUUCCUCGGCCCGCCCCUGCUUGGAGGGCGGAUCUCGAAGGAGCGCGCAUGCCCCCAAGUCGCUCGGCAGCUGCUUAGCGGACGGCGAGAAAGGGGCACUUGCAGGCGGCGGAGCAGCGCGGAUCAUGGCGAGCGGGGUUAUCAAAUGCAAGGCAGCUGUUGCCUGGGAAGCAGGUAAACCACUGUCCAUUGAGGAGGUGGAAGUUGCACCGCCUAAAGCUCAUGAAGUUCGUAUCAAGAUCAUUGCCACUGCUGUUUGUCACACGGAUGCCUAUACUCUAAGUGGUGCUGACCCUGAAGGGAGUUUUCCUGUUAUCCUGGGCCAUGAAGGAGCAGGGAUUGUGGAGAGUGUUGGGGAAGGAGUGACCAAAUUCAAACCAGGAGACACAGUAAUCCCUUUGUACAUCCCACAAUGUGGAGAAUGCAAGUUUUGUUUAAACCCUAAAACUAAUCUCUGCCAGAAAAUAAGAGUCACCCAAGGAAAAGGAGUGAUGCCCGAUGGUACCAGUAGGUUCACGUGUAAAGGAAAACAGGUUCUCCACUUUAUGGGGACAAGCACUUUCUCGGAGUACACCGUUGUUGCAGACAUUUCUCUGGCGAAAAUAGAUGCCUCUGCUCCCUUGGACAAAGUCUGCUUGCUAGGAUGUGGGGUUUCUACAGGCUAUGGAGCAGCCUUGAACACUGCAAAGGUGGAGCCUGGCUCUACUUGUGCUGUCUUUGGCUUGGGUGGAGUUGGGCUAGCAGUAAUCAUGGGCUGCAAGGUGGCAGGUGCUUCCCGGAUCAUUGGGAUUGACCUCAACAAGGACAAAUUUGCAAAAGCCAAGGAAUUUGGGGCCACAGAGUGCAUCAGCCCCAAGGACUUCGAGAAGCCCAUUCAGGAGGUCCUGGUGGAGUUGACGGAUGGAGGAGUAGAUUACUCAUUUGAGUGCAUCGGCAACGUUGGUGUCAUGAGAGCAGCCUUGGAAGCAUGCCACAAAGGUUGGGGAGUGAGUGUCAUAGUUGGUGUUGCUGCCUCCGGUCAAGAAAUUGCCACUCGUCCAUUCCAGCUAGUCACUGGGCGAACAUGGAAAGGGACUGCCUUUGGAGGUUGGAAGAGUGUAGAGAGUGUUCCGAAGCUGGUAGCGGAAUACAUGUCCAAAAAGAUAAAAGUGGAUGAAUUUGUGACUCACACUUUACCGUUUAACAAAAUUAAUGAGGCUUUUGAACUCAUGCAUGCUGGAAAGAGCAUAAGAAGUGUCCUGAAGUUUCAAGAAGCCUGAAGAAAACUUCGACCACAGUUCAACUCAGUGCAACAGCAAUUCAGGAUGUGUUGGUCAAAAAUGAUUUAGGAAAAGCUGUUCCAGUUAGAAGCAUCACCUGCUCUAGACAAUGUGAACAACAAAAUUCUGAUCUUAGACACAGCUAAUAUCUGUUCAUCUCUUACUGUACCACUAAGUGCCAGAAAUCUCUGCAGUUAAACAGUUUGUUGACUGCUGCUAGACUGAACUCAAGUACAAUCAGUGUCUUUUUGUUCUAAAAUAUCCUGCAAUUGGGAGGUAUUAACCCGAGUAGAAGAAUCAUGAUUAAAACCUUUUUCCUACAUAGGCAUACAGUUGUGUUGUCCCCUUUUCUUAAAUGAAUCCGGGUUAUGGCAUGCAAGUUUGGAGGGUGUUAUUUCACACCUAGACUGAAUCAGUAGAGAGGGGGAAAGGCAUGCUACCAAAAAAAACCUCUUGUUGCAGGUCAGGACAUGUCAAGGGUUUUGUUUUAGAUGAAACAGAUCAGCUUUUGCCAGCUUACAAAAGCUAGUGUUUGCAGGUCUGUGGCUAAGAUGCUUUCUAACUUGGGGACAAAUGGGUUAUGCAAUGGGCCAGGUGCACCCCCUCCCCAAAAUAGCAGGUGUGGGAGCUUCAGAGCGCAGUCUCCCCUUUGCCCCACUAGCUUACUCUUUUAUAUAUAUAUAAAAAAAUGCAGCUAUGAUGCAAUAUUGAAAUAGUACCUGAACCAGAGUGGCUACAACUCUCAUAAUAGGGGUAAGCUGAUGGUUUCGAUUUCAAAUCUGGCUUCUUGUAAAGCAGUUGCUAUGAAAUCAUCCACUGCAAUUUGAGAACUUCAGUCUACAAGGAUUGAAUAUUGACAGGAGAAAUGGACUCUGAUCUGGGCUACUUCAGCUGCGUACUCUUGUCUCAUCAAAAACAUCUGGAAAAGGCCCUGCAGCAAGAAGUCCCCCAUUCUUCAGAGUCCAGUAUCCAAAACAUGCUUGUCCCUGAGCGUUGCAACAUGAAGACAGGCAAGUUUAGCAGUGCCCUCUCUAAAAAUGCCAAGUGUCCCAUUUAUUGGACUAAUACUAGCACAAUAUAUGGGGAGGGUUUAACACCCCCCCAUGCAGUAACUCCUGCUAACUCCUUUUAAGCUUUGAAAAAAGAUACUGUUCUACUUGUGAGUCUCCUGCAUCUCAUCCUAUUCCCCCCCCUUUUGCGAGGGUGGUAAAUUAAUCUACAUGUGCAAAUUAAUCUACUGAAAUUAAAGGGACUCAAGUCAUGUUCCUUAAUUUCAGUGGCUCUACUCUGAAUAAAUCCUAGUUGCGUAGCACCAUUUGCCAUAUAGUCCUGUAUUACAUUAUUCUGUAUAACUAUGGUUUGGGCUUGCGUGAGCUGGUAAAACUCGCCCCCCAAAAAUAUUCCUGUCUUCACCUUCAUGGGUUGUUUUGCUAGCCAAACUCCAUCCAAUUCAGCAAUUACUCACCAGGCUUCUAGCUAAGAUUUUGUAUAUUAAAAGGUAGAGCUGGGCUAUUCAGAGAGCUUCAUCUGUACCAGAGGGAAGAUUUUGCAUAUGCAAAAAGUUGGUUUGCUCUGCAAGAUUAAAAUGUAGACCAUUCCUCUCCCCUGCCUAGUUUAUUUUCUCACCAUUAAGUCUCUCUGGAGCUGCUUGAAAUUCAUGAGGGAGGAGGCAGCUUGUCUUACCAUUCAGGAAAAAAUAAAUGUCUGAUUGCACUUGUUUGCAGAUUGAAAAUGUGCAUUAAAAAGCACAUGUAGUAGGAUCAGUUGGGCCCAGGGCUGAACAUGCCCUAUUUCAUCAUCACUGAAUGGUUUCCCUGAAGAAUCUCUAGAUUUAAUUCCAUGAGCUGAAGUCAAAUCCUUUAAUCAUGGAGAAGAUUAAAAGGGAGAAGUAGGUUAUACUGCUUAAAUGUAACUGGCAAAAUAGACUCCAGGGUCAACCAUCCAGACUUUUAAUCUCCUUAAAUGUAUUGCAUACAUUGGUUAACUCCACUCAAGAUAUAUUGGAGCCUGUGUUAAAAUCUUUGCACAUGCACGUAUGUGCUUGUAACAUUUCUGAGUCACUUUACCGCCUCUUAAACACAUUACAGAAUGAAAAACAUUGUCCCAACAAUACACUUUCAGGAAGAAAAAAAAACUGAGGCACUCUAGGAAAUAUUUCUUUCAAUUUCUUGUUGAGUUUAGUCACAACCGCCCUAAGCUGUCUAAAGAACUUAAGUUAUGUGCUGUUGACAUGGGUAAGAUGCUGAGAGUUUUUAGAACAACUUGCAAUUUUUCUGACGAGAUGUCCGACACCAGAGUAGAAAUGUGGCAUGUUGUGCCCAUGAUUUUAUGACCUGAUUUCUCUCCACUAGUUUACUGAACUCCCAACAUGGUAAAGUUAGAGCAGGCACUAGGCUAGAAAAUAUGGUUGAAAAACCACCUUUCUCUGUGGAAUGGAAGCCUCAGCAGCAACUGCCUAAGUCUAACGAAACAAACCCUCCCCAACAGCAGUAGUUGUUAUCUCCCAUAUCUGUAUUACAAA
This is a messenger RNA of Zootoca vivipara (common lizard), 3806 nucleotides long. RefSeq names its product alcohol dehydrogenase class-3. Gene Ontology annotation, molecular function: S-(hydroxymethyl)glutathione dehydrogenase [NAD(P)+] activity; alcohol dehydrogenase (NAD+) activity; zinc ion binding. Lineage: Eukaryota; Metazoa; Chordata; Lepidosauria; Squamata; Lacertidae. The record is from RefSeq and is a predicted model, not a curated record. Gene Ontology annotation, cellular component: cytosol. Gene Ontology annotation, biological process: formaldehyde catabolic process.